Messenger RNA from Oppia nitens, 429 nucleotides. Its product is annotated as phosphatidylethanolamine-binding protein homolog F40A3.3-like. The transcript is spliced from 3 exons. The record is from RefSeq and is a predicted model, not a curated record. Lineage: Eukaryota; Metazoa; Arthropoda; Arachnida; Sarcoptiformes; Oppiidae. Bases 1 to 429 code for a protein of 142 amino acids.
AUGGAUAAAUGUGUGCCGGAUGUCAUUGAUAUUGUUCCCAAAAAUGUUAUCAAGAUUCAUUAUCCAAGCGGUGUUGACGUCAAUUUGGGCAAUGAGUUGAAACCCGUAGAGGUUAAGGAUGAGCCAACAGUAGACUGGCCCACAACACAACCCGACGAUCUCUAUACACUACUGAUGACAGAUCCGGACGCAUCGGUAGAUGUUCGCGAAAUUAAGCACUGGUUGAUAGUCAACAUACCGGGUAAUGACUUAGCUAAAGGCGAACUCCUGGCACCUUAUGGCGGGUCGUGUCCGCCAGUGGAGCACGGGUUGCAUAGAUAUAUAUUUUUGGUAUACAAACAGUCGGGCCAUUUACAGCACUCGGAGAUCCCGAUGAAACUGGGCGACAGAGAGGGACGCCGUAAUUUUAAUACCAAAUUCCAAAGCUGA